GUACACAUUUCACUUGUCGACUAACAGCGGUUGCGAACGAACGCGCCCGCAGCCAUCGCGAAUUCCCGCGCUCGGAAACUUGAAAAAAGAACUCUGUUUAAAAAAAGUAAAAAUGUCGUUGAAUGAUAUCACCUAAUUUUAUUAAAUAGUAUUCCUUUUUUAAAUUCGGUUUUGUUCUUUUUUGUUUAGUUUUAAAAAUUGUAUGAAUCGAAGUUUUAGUUCUUUUACAAAAGUGCAAAGUUUUAAAACUGUUUAUUUAUUUAGUGAGUUUUGAACUGAAAAUGUUGCUGUGAGCUGUGAACUCGACAGUUUCGAGAUCAAGGCGACAAGUAUAUUACAAGUGAUUGCCGACAUGAGCAGUCGUGUCUCGUAAAUUGAACAACAACGAAAAUUCGUACGAGGAAGUUUAAGGCCGAUGCGGCCUUGGUUUUGAACGGGUAGUCUAAAAAUAUAGGUCGAUGUAUUCCUGUCAUCAGUAGUAUUAUGGCAUUAGACAUCAUGAUCGAAGAACUGGAACAGCAGACGACGCCGCGGCCGGCAUUCCUCACGACAGUGUUCACUCCUGAUGAUGACCACGGCCCCAUCAAGAAUGCCACCAACGCCACCACUGAUCUAAACUAUUACUACUUUUACGAUUCGGUCCAGUUCACGGUGAUGUGGGUGCUGUUCGUCGCUAUAGUGGUGCUGAACGCCUCUGUGAUCGCCGCCUUACUCUGCACGAAUGCAAGGAAAAGUCGCAUGAACUUCUUUAUCAUGCAACUCGCUAUCGCCGAUCUCUUCGUUGGCCUAAUCUACGUGUUCCCAGAUAUAAUACAGAAGAUAACUAUAGCGUGGCUGGCGGGAGAGUUUAUGUGCAAAACUGUGAAAUUCCUACAGGCUGUGGUGAUGUACGCAUCAACGUACGUCCUGGUAGCGCUGAGCAUAGAUCGGUGUGACGCCAUCACAAAUCCCAUGAACUUCUCUGGAAGUUGGAACCGAGCGAGGGCUCUCAUCGUGUCAGCGUGGCUAAUCAGCAUCGUGUUCUCUAUACCACUUCUCAUACUCUACGAGGUGAAAGAAGUUCAAGGUCAGAUGCAAUGCUGGAUAGACCUAGGAACACCUAGAAGAUGGCAGAUCUGGAUGUCUCUGAUAUCCAUCAUGAUCUUCGUGUUGCCAGCGUUGACGAUAGCGGCCUGUUACGCUGUGAUAGUCCUCACUAUAUGGACGAAGAGUAAAGCAGUCGUCAUGAGUCCGCCUAUUAAUUCUAGAAGAACCAAGACUAUGAGGAAUGGUCAGGUGGAAAGCGACCCGGAUUCAAGGCGAGCCAGUUCUAGAGGACUAAUUCCUAGAGCGAAGAUCAAAAGUGUCAAGAUGACAUUCGUUAUUGUUUUCGUGUUCGUGCUAUGCUGGUCUCCAUACAUCGUGUUCGAUCUCCUACAAGUGUACGACCACAUACCGCCGACGCAGAACAACUUGGCUAUAGCUACCCUCAUCCAGAGCCUGGCUCCAUUGAACUCAGCAGCCAACCCCUUAAUAUGCUGCAUGUUCUCCCCUCACAUUUAUACUAGCCUCAGACGGGUUCCGCCUUACAAGUGGUUGUGGUGCGGUCGACGACGCAAGCGACAUGCUCGGGGUACAGUCCGCUCAAGAUCCGACUCGACAGCCAACUCUGAUCUGCUAAGUUCCACUCACGCGAGAAGGUCACAUUCUGUCGCUACGAUACUAAACCGAGGCCGAAGCAGUAGUGUGACGCGGGCACCAGCGGACACGCGCCGCACUCAGCUGUUGGUGCUGGUGUCGUCCCGCGACUGACAGCGAGCCGUGCACGAGCCCGCCAGAGACGUCAUGCUCUAGCGCCAGUGCAUGGCGUGUGCACGGUCACACGCCGCUAGUGUGUACAGGGGCAAUUUUUAAACACCCUGUAUCAUAACUAGCUACUACCCAAGAGGUAAAUGACCUCUGGUGGUCCGUUCAUUAUAAAAGGCAUUUUAAAUCGUGUACUUCCUCGGUAAUUCUUAUAUUCAAAUUGUAUAAAGUAUUUGUAGGUAAAGAAUGUGAUCUUUUUGUAUUUUCUUGGCCUUAAUCUAUUGGUCGGUGGACGAGUUAGGGCAUGAUUUCAAUCAAAAAGUGAUCUUAAGUACACAAGAAAUAGAGCAGAUUUUUAAAUAAAAAACAAACACAAAUUUAAAUAUGAGCAGCAUUUUGUAGAACAGUUUCAAGUCUAGUCAUGCAUCGUUUAACUUAUUUAUUUUUGUGAUGUAAGGAAAGAUCAAAGCAUUUAUUUACAUAAUUUCAUUUAUGUUAGUUUUUAAAUUAAGAUUUAAGUGCAGGUUUUUAUAUGCUAAAAUUGUCACAGAAAUAUGAAAAAAAUACAGCAAUACUCUCAUUGAACCUUAAAGAAAUAUAAAAAAAAUUAAUAUAAAUACAUAUUUACAACGAAUUUGUCAAAAUUAUUCAACAUUCAUUGAAACAUCAAAACAAAAAUUCCAAAUUUUUCCAAAAAAGUUAUAAACAAAUUCUUAAAUGGAUUGUUCUAGAAAAUAAAAUUAAUUUAAAUGUAUAUUGGAACGAUAAAUAAUAUAAGUGAAGAAAAGAAAUGCCAAAUUCUAAUCGAAUAGUCGUUAAAUUAUUGUGAAAAAUAUUCUUAAAAAAGAAUGAAAAUGUAAGUUAAUGGAACUGAAAAUAUGAAACUAUUAUAAUUAGCUAUUAUUAAAUUUUAAUAUAUAUAAAAAAUAUGUAAUUUUAAGUAUGAUUAGUACCCGUUUAAAUAAGUAUUAAAUAUCGAGAUUUGUAAUAUAAAAUUCAGUCAUUUUAAUAUAGGUAUUGUAAUCAUGUAAAAUUGUAAAGAGGCUUAUAUCAAAUCGCGUAGUUAUAUGUACAAUUAUUUUUGUACUGUGAAUAAUUAUACUAUUGUAAAGAAAUAUUAUCUUAAACUGUAUUAGAGAAGCUAUUAAAUGUUGUAUCAGUGAA
This is a messenger RNA of Spodoptera frugiperda (fall armyworm), 2949 nucleotides long. It is a transcript of the gene NGR-A26, whose product is annotated as cardioacceleratory peptide receptor. The record is from RefSeq and is a predicted model, not a curated record. Gene Ontology annotation, cellular component: membrane. Gene Ontology annotation, molecular function: vasopressin receptor activity. The transcript is spliced from 14 exons. Lineage: Eukaryota; Metazoa; Arthropoda; Insecta; Lepidoptera; Noctuidae. Gene Ontology annotation, biological process: G protein-coupled receptor signaling pathway. Bases 484 to 1791 code for a protein of 435 amino acids.